AUGAGUGAAAUUCUGCCACUAGAAAACGAGCUUUUCGAAGACAGGCAAGUAGAAAAUGAGCAAUUUAAUAGAAUUAGUGGAUGCCCAACUGGUUGCCCUGCCACUAUAUUUCUGCGUGGUGGAGUCGAUGGAUGGUGUCGGAGAUCGAAGUAUCUGCUGCACACGGUGGAGCUGCGUUCUUCUAACUUAAACAAAAUUACCAAUCGUGCAAGUGUGAAAUGUGAAGGAGUGUCUGAGACAAUUGCUACAUUAAGUAGCGACUUCGGGUUCCGGUUGAGAGAUGGAGGAAUGCCGGAGUUCGACUGA
Molecule: messenger RNA, 306 nt
Organism: Fraxinus pennsylvanica
Lineage: Eukaryota; Viridiplantae; Streptophyta; Magnoliopsida; Lamiales; Oleaceae
Source: the annotation of a GenBank genome assembly